Messenger RNA from Cajanus cajan (pigeon pea), 1805 nucleotides. Its product is annotated as cruciferin (DUF506). Lineage: Eukaryota; Viridiplantae; Streptophyta; Magnoliopsida; Fabales; Fabaceae. The record is from RefSeq and is a predicted model, not a curated record.
CGACGAACUCGCCUUCCAAUCUUUUGGGUUUUCAUUUGCAAAAGGAAUCAUCAUUCCGUUUGCCAUUUGACCUCCUCAAUCCCUUCAGAUCGAAAGGCCAAUUUUUUUUUUUUUUUUCAAUUUGAUAUUCAUUUCUCUUUCAAUUCAUCAAAACUUGUCGCAACUAAAUUCACCUAAAAAUUUAGAUUUGCAAUAUGUGAUUAAAACUCGAGGGUAAACAAACAAAAAAAAAAUCGACUUUUUGAUCCGUUUUGGCGAAUUGAGCCCUUUGGACUGUGGAAUUCGAGGUACAGGAAUCGUGGGCAAUGGCAUACGAGGAAUUUGGAAAAAUUUAGGUUCUGUUGUGGUUGUGACUCCGUGGCGAUUGUCAGAAACGGUGUCGUUUGGUGCCGGGGAAGCUGGGGACUUGGGGUGGUCGGAAGGACGCCUCUCACGGCGGAGGAGGGAUGGAUUGUAGGGUUUGUGUGGCCGCCGCCGCCGAUUUGUGGGUAAGAGUUGACGGCAACGGCGAGAUUGGCGGCGGUUUUAGCCACGAGAGUGAACAUGACUUGGCGCUGAUGGUUAGCGAUUUUUUAGAAAAUGGAAGUAGUGGCGCCGAGUCAUGGUGUAGCAGUGAUAGCGAUUCUGGUCAUUCUGAUUUCGCUCAACUCGCAGAAAAGAUUCAGAUCUGUAAGCUGUCGGUGGCUCAACAAGAGAGUGACUUGCUUUCAGUUGUGCAUUCCCUCAUACGGUCAAUGAAUGAGACAAACCUUCAAGUUAUGAAUUCUGGUCCAUGUUAUGCUAGCUGUAUUAGGUUUUAUCUGGUGAAGUUGAUGAGACUUUCUGGUUAUGAUGCUGGUGUUUGUGCAUCUAAAUGGCAGAGUAGUGGCAAGGUCCCUGGAGGUGAUCAUGAAUAUAUUGAUGUUGUGGUCGACAGUAAUUCUGGAAGCUCAGAGCGAUUGAUUGUUGAUAUUGAUUUCCGAAGCCACUUUGAAAUAGCUAGAGCUGUCGAUUCAUAUGAUAGGAUAUUGAAUUCACUUCCGGUUGUCUACGUCGGCUCCUUUACCAGGUUGGAAAAUUUUCUUGGAAUAAUGGAGGAAGCUACUAGGACUUCGUUGAAGCAGAAUUCUAUGCCCCUUCCUCCAUGGAGAUCAUUAGCAUAUUUGCAAGCCAAGUGGCAGUCGGCGUAUGAGAGAUACACACAUUCAGAAGGCAAUAACAUUAGCGACGGUGAAUGCUUUGACCACAAGCAAUGCUGCGGACAUCUGAAGAGGCUGCAAUCUUGUCUUCAAUCGGGAAUGGAAAUAGAGCGAAUGUUGAAGCCUAGAAACAGCGAAAGUAACUGGAGGAUGAAGCCUGAGAGAUGGCGGCACCCCUUGUUCAGACCUAUUUGACAUGUACAGAUUUUGGCUUUCAAGUUCUCAAGAGACUGAAUUAAAAAGAUACAGAAUUUUUGCGGCUAUUUUCCCUCGAUUAAAUCUUCAUCAUGCUACCUAAUAAGUCUGAUCAACAAACCACAGGUUCAUAUAGGAAGCCUCCUUACCAACAACAAUAAACCAUUUUAUAUAUGCACUGGUUCUUUGUUUAUUGUCCAUGUUUGAGGUGUCGCAAUUGCAGAAUCUAAAUUUUGGUUGGUUUCCAGUGAUAGUCACCAAACUACUACUGGGUACCCCAUUUAAUUAUGUCUGAGUUAUUCCUUGCCUCGUAUAUUUGUUGGGUCUAGGAAUUUUUGGUACCAUAUGUUAUGUUCCUAUCCUUCAAUACAUAUUCAUAUGAUUAGUUUUGAGUGAUGAACGAUAAUUUUCUUUUGAGUUUCUGAUCUGUUA